Messenger RNA from Penicillium robsamsonii, 810 nucleotides. RefSeq lists its product as uncharacterized. The record is from RefSeq and is a predicted model, not a curated record. Lineage: Eukaryota; Fungi; Ascomycota; Eurotiomycetes; Eurotiales; Aspergillaceae. Bases 1 to 810 code for a protein of 269 amino acids. The transcript has 2 exons.
AUGUCGUUACCGGAACUCGAAAAGUUCUCCCAAGCGAAGCAACCGAGGAAGUUCACCAUGAUCCCAGACCCCUCCACUGACUCUUUGUACUUGGAUUCCAAUGUUGCGCUCGAACAACGGAGGCAGGCCAAGGAGGAGAUGGGGAUGAAGUUGCCAGGAUCCGAAGAUUUCGCUCAAUCCAAGCAAGCACAAUUCACCAUGAUCCCAGACCCCUCCACCGACUCUUUGUACUUGGAUUCCAAUGUUGCGCUCGAACAACGGAGGCAGGCCAAGGAGGAGAUGGGGAUGAAGUUGCCAGGAUCCGAAGAUUUCGCUCAAUCUAAGCAAGCACAAUUCACCAUGAUUCCAAAUACCUCUAGCGACUCAUUAUACUUGGAUUGCAAUGUUGCGCGCGGACAACGGAGACAGUCCGAAGCCGAGAUGAAGGCGAAUGACGCUGCUUUCCAGCAAGCCGAAGGGCAGGAACGGGAAGGUAUACUCGCGGGCAUGAGACACCAAUUGGACACCAUGGUUCCAGGCGGCUCGAUCUCGGAGUUUGGGAGUUCCAUUGGCUCCGCCGCCCAAGAGAGGAUCGCGGCCGCGAAGGAAACUAUAAUGGAGAGUGCAUUACCUGCUGCGCAGGGAGCGUUACGUACCAUUCGGGGUCACAUUCGAUCCAUUUCAGGUGGAUCCAACGAAGUUGAGGAGACGGUACCUGACGAACUCUCCCAGGAGGAGCGCGAAUGCAUUGAUAAUUUGAGCAACGAACAAAUUUGCGACUUCCUACGAGAGAGGCAUAUGAGCAAUAAGCACCCACUUCCAGCAAAGUAA